AUGGAUCCUAUCUAUCGUAUUCCGCCUUAUUAUUAUAUUCAUGUAUUAGACCAGAAUACAAGUGUGACACGAUUGGAAAUUGGUCCAAAAACAUUUUUUAGACAGGACAAUGAGAGAAUAGUUUUUGAACCCAGUAAAAUGAUCACUCUACCGCCAAGACAUUAUUGUGUUAUUGAAAAUCCUGUUGUAAAAAAUGAAGAUGAUCAAGCACAAUUCGACAACAAUGGUCAGGCAAAAUUGUUGCAUGGCAGCCUAGAUGUUAGACUGGAAAAAGAUUAUAAAGAACCAUUUCCAUUGUAUCCUGGUGAAGUUUUAAAACAGGCUCCCACACUUGUAAAAUAUGUUGCAACUAAUUCAGCAUUAAGAUUAAAAGCCGUUUUGGAUUUUGAUGACAAUGGAGAGCAGCGAAAAACUGGAGAUGAAUGGUUAUUCGAAGGACCAGGUACUUAUAUACCCCGCAAAGAAGUAUCAGUCGAAGAACAUAUUGUUGCUACCGUGAUCGGUCCUAAUCAAGCAGUAAAAUUGAGUGCUAAAAAAGAACUUAUCGAUCGUAUGGGUCAACAUCGUGUGGCAGGUGAAAAUUGGUUAGUAAAGCAAUUGGGUGCUUAUGUACCAUUGGCUUAUGAAACGGUUGUAAGCCUUGAAAAUGCCUAUGUUGUAACAGAUAAAAAAGCAUUGCACCUACGUGCACUGAAAACAUUCAAAGAUGAUUUUGGUCAAACAAGAAAUAAUGGUGAUGAAUGGCUCGUCACAAAAGAACAAACUGAAACAUAUAUUUUGAACGUUUAUGAACAACUUGUGAGCAUUGUUAAUAUAAAUAUACUGACUUCAAGACAAUAUUGCGUUAUCUUAAAUCCAGUUUCAUGUAAGAAUGUUAGACGUUGA
Rotaria sp. Silwood2 is the source of this 885-nucleotide messenger RNA. Lineage: Eukaryota; Metazoa; Rotifera; Eurotatoria; Philodinida; Philodinidae. The record is from the annotation of a GenBank genome assembly.